AUGGGCCAAGGAUUCUCCCUCGCGACGCCGUCGGCCGGCUCGGCCGGCAUAGACAUCGCACAGCUCCAAGACGUUCAGUAUGAGAGGAGCAUCGGGAAUGCGCGCUUCAUGAAGAGCAUCCGCGGCCGCCACGAAAACGGUGUUGUGCUCGUCAAGGUGCUCGUCAAGCCGUUUGCCGAGGUCAACCUCGAGGAAUACAAGCAGCAGAUCAUCAAGCAGCGCAAGGCUCUGGCCGAUGUUCCCAACGCUCUCGGCUUCCAGCGCAUCGUCGAAACCGAGACCAACGGGUAUCUCUUGCAAGAUAUCGAGAAGAAGUGGCUUGCCUUUCAGCUGCUGUGCGCCCUGCGAGACUGCCACGCCCGAGACGUCUACCACGGCGACAUCAAGGCCCAGAACGUCCUCGUCACGUCCUGGAACUGGCUAUACCUGACAGACUUCUCGUCGCCCUACAAGCCAGUCCUCUUGCCCGACGAUAACCCGGGCGAUUUCUCAUACUUCUUCGACACUUCGGGGAGGCGCACCUGCUACCUCGCCCCCGAACGCUUCUACGCCGCGGGCGAAGGCCCUCCACCCAGGGCUGAGAUGACCUGGGCCAUGGACAUCUUCAGCGCAGGCUGUGUCAUUGCGCAAAUGUUCCUGGAGUCGGAACUCUUCAGCCUCGCUCAGCUGUACAAGUAUCGCCGUGGCGAGUACGACCCAGUCAUUACGCACCUGAGCGUUAUCUCGGACAAGGACGUCAGGGACAUGAUUGCGCACAUGAUUCAGCUCGAUCCCGAGAAGCGCUACUCGGCAGACCAGUACCUCGAGUUUUGGAAGGGAAAAGUGUUUCCGUCCUACUUUUACAACUUCCUGCAUCAGUACAUGGAGCUGAUCACCGACCCCUCCUCGGGCAUCAACCCCAUGUCCGGGUCUCUGAAGAACAUGGGCGAGUCUGAUGACCGGAUAGAUCGCGUAUAUAACGAUUUUGACAAAAUAUCCUACUUCCUCGGUUACCAGCCCGACAAGCGGUCUUCGGGACCGGCGCUGUCGCCCCCACGCCUCGGUCUUGGCCACUUUCCCGUCCGUCUGAGCAUCGCCAGCCACGAGCUGUCCGUUUCUGCAGACCUUGAGCCCCCGGAGGACGACGGCACCCUCAUCUUUCUUACCCUCAUUGUUUCGUCCAUACGCACAACGGCCCGGGCAUCCUCGAGAGUCAGAGCCUGUGACGUCUUGUUGGCGUUCGCCGAGAGGUUAACCGACGAGGCCAAACUGGACAGGGUCCUACCGUAUCUCAUGACGCUAUUGCGCUGGGAGGAGACAGACAUUGUCGUUGUAUCCGCCAUCCGCACCAUCACCCAGCUUCUGCAGCUUGUCCGCAUGCCAACCCCCAUCAAUUCGCACGUUGUCGUCGAGUACGUGCUGCCACGGAUGGAAAUCGCGCUGGGGUCGAGGUCCCGCACUGCGAGCCCGCUGGUUCGAGCGACAUAUGCCUCGUGCUUAGGAAGCCUAGCCUCGACGGGCCAGCGUUUCCUUGAAAUCGCCUCCAGCCUCAGGGCAGAUGGCUCCAUGCCCGUUGCGGACCCCGAGGUGGAGCCCGGGGCCGAUGCCGAGGCAAACUUCGAAAGCGUCUUUGACAAUGCCGGCAGAGAGCUGUUUGAAACUUUGGAAAGCCACACGAAGCAGCUCGUUGAGGACCCAGACGUCCACGUACGCCGUGCGUUUCUAGCAUCAGUGCCAGAACUAUGCAUGUUCUUUCAGGAACACUCCAACGACAUCCUGCUCACGCACCUCAACACCUACCUCAACGAUCGCGACUGGACUUUAAAGUGCGCAUUCUUCGACACCGUGGUUGGCAUCGCGACCUUCAUCGGGAGCACGAGCCUCGAGGAAUUCAUGCUCCCGCUCAUGGUGCAAGCCCUGGCGGAUGCCGAGGAGUUUGUGGUGCAAGCCGCGCUGCAAUCUCUUGCCCAGCUCGCCGGCCUAGGCCUCUUAUCGAGAUCCAAAAUAUGGGAACUGACAGAUCUCGUCGGCAGACUGACGAUGCAUCCCAACAUAUGGAUACGAGAAGCCUCAGCACAGUUCUUAUCCAUGUCUGCCAAGUUCCUGGCCUCGUCGGACGUCAGGUGUAUCUUGAUGCCGCUGAUGAAGCAGUUUCUUAGAGUGACGACACUUGCUGACUUGUCCGAAUUGGCCAUUCUAGACUGCCUCAAGAAGCCCCUCUCCCGCGCAGUGUUUGAACAGGCCAUGACCUGGGCUACGCAGACGGAUAGAGGAAUGUUCUGGAAUUCCUUGAGCAAAAUCACUCGCAAUGAAGAAGAUGAGCAGUGGCUCGAGAAGCUGAGGAACCUUGGCCUGAAGCCCGAGGACGAACCGAAGCUCCUGGCUCUUCGAGAGUACAUUUGGCGGAUGAGCCGGACCAAGUCGCGAGACUCUGCGGCUGGAGAAGUGGGCAUGCCGACUGGGCUCGUCUCUUUGAAGUCGCUCGGCGUCACACCACAGACAGUGUUCUUCAACGAUGCGCCCCUCAGGGACUCGUCCCUUGAGCCGGAUCUAGACUCACCCGUCGGUCCCUACACCAUUGCAGACGCACUGCAGGACGCCUCAAUGACGCUCGGUGACUCUGUCAGCAAGAGGAGGAGGGCGGCAUUGAACAAUCACAUGAACAGGGUCCACAGCGUUGGUCCUCGGCCAUCUCGGACUACGACACGUCUCUUGUCGCCAGAGGGCAGCGAAAGAGCUGGCUCGAGGCAGCCGAGGCGGGGUUCGUCAAUCAACCGUGGUGGCGGCUCUGGCGAUGAUGAUUUGGCCGUGCGCGACGACCCCUAUUCGUCUAGGAGGAGUGUUCGACACCAGUCAAGCGCGCUGAGUCUCCUCGAUCGCAAGGACGGCAACAAAUCGAUCGCGGAAACCGGUACCAGCGAUGCCAAUGCGUUUGGAGAAGUCGAAGGUCCGUUUGCCCAGGAAACACCCGCGUCCUCGGCUUCGGCACAGGAGAACGACGAGCCCAGGGCGGCUCCGAAGCAGUCGAGGCAUAGCUACGAAGGGACAGAUCCCAACAUUCAAAGGAUGCUGGAUAGGAUGUACAUUGACAACUUCCCUCGCGACGUCCUGGAGUUUGGGCCCAUGCCGGGGGCAUCCCAAUGGAAGCCCAGAGGGCACCUCGUGGCGACAUUUGCGGAGCACAAAGGCCCGAUCAACAGGGUCGUCGCAUCUCCAGACCACGCCUUCUUCAUCACCGGCGGCAGCGAUGGUACCGUCAGGGUAUGGGACACGGCGAGACUGGAGCGCAACAUCACGCAUCGCUCCAGACAGACGCACAAGCACGCCGAGGGCGCUCGUGUUCUGAAUGUGUGCUUUGUGGAAAACUCUCACUGUUUCGUCAGCUGCGCGAGCGACGGAAGUGUCCACGUCGUCAAAGUCGACACGGUCCCUGCGAGUGGUGUCGUUAGGUAUGGCAAGCUGCUGUUGGUGCGAGAGUAUCAGCUGCCACGGGAUGAAUUCGCAGUCUGGUGCGAGCACUUCAAGCAUGACUCGGCGUCGGUCCUCCUCCUGGCCACCAAUCGAUCGCGGAUCUUGGGCAUCGACCUAAGAACGAUGUCAGUGCUAUACGAGCUCGAGAACCCGGUCCAUCAUGGGACCCCAACUUGCCUGUGCGUGGACAGGAAACGGAACUGGCUUUGCGUGGGAACCUCUCAUGGUGUGGUUGACCUCUGGGAUCUACGGUUUAAGAUGAGGCUGAAGGGUUGGGGUAUCCCAGGCAAGACGUCCAUCUAUCGGAUGUGCAUCCAUCCGACCAAGGGCCGUGGCAAGUGGAUAUGUGUGUCUGGCGGGACGGGGCAAGGGGAGAUUACCGUCUGGGAUCUCGAAAAGACGACUUGCCGAGAAAUCUAUCGCGCCGGCGGAACCAAGGACGGGCCGAAGACAUACAGCCCCUGGGACGUGGACGAGGACAGGCCAGAGGGCAUGCUUGCCCGCUUUGCCACGAACCUCGAAAACAGCGACGCGGCCAACGCAGAUCGGGGCGUGCGCGCCAUGGUGGUGGGGACCGGGGCUGCGGAGGACUCUCGCGACGUGCGUCACGCAUACAUGGCAACGGGAGGCUCAGACAAGAAGCUGCGGUUCUGGGACAUUGGGCGGAUCGAGAACUCGGGCGUCUACAGCGGACUGCAGCCCGACGAGCCUUCGCCGACCUACGUGGCCAGUCACCCGACGACGGGCGUCACCCUCAACGCGGAAAAGGCUUCGCGUCACGCGGGCUCGGGAGGAGGAAAUGAUGGUGGCGGCAGCACUGGGGGUAAGGGCAAGAGCACGGCAAUCGGACGGCCGCCGCGGUCGACUGUCAUUUCCAUGAUGCAGCAGCAGCUUCUGCAGUCGCAUCUGGACGCGGUGCUCGACCUGGUGAUUCUGGAGCAUCCGUACACCAUGAGCGUGUCGGUGGACCGCUCUGGCGUCGUGUUUGUAUUCCAGUAA
Messenger RNA from Hirsutella rhossiliensis, 4449 nucleotides. Its product is annotated as kinase. NCBI's taxonomy places the organism in Eukaryota, Fungi, Ascomycota, Sordariomycetes, Hypocreales, Ophiocordycipitaceae. Gene Ontology annotation, molecular function: protein serine/threonine kinase activity; ATP binding; protein binding. The coding region runs from base 1 to 4449 and encodes 1482 amino acids. The transcript has 5 exons. The record is from RefSeq and is a predicted model, not a curated record. Gene Ontology annotation, cellular component: nucleus-vacuole junction; phosphatidylinositol 3-kinase complex, class III, type I; late endosome. Gene Ontology annotation, biological process: protein phosphorylation; protein targeting to vacuole; macroautophagy.